ACUGCUUGGUGACUGGGUGAGGCGAGCCUCCAAGGGCACCUUCUUGUGUAGGCGUUGCCUUGACAACUAUGCUUGUCAAGCUAACGUGAAGGUUAUUACUCAAUGCUGGUCCUGGUCAUUCGGGAUCUUGGGAGGGGUGGGUUUAUACAGAAUUACGGACUUAAGUUCUGACACAUUCUGCAUGAAGUGGCGAUCCUCAGACUUGAAUCUGUGUUCUCAAGUUUGUCAAGUUAUAAUGUUUUCAUUUUUGGGUUAUUGUUCAUACAGUUCUGAAAACCAAUAUUUUUUCUUAUUGGUAGUUCUGCAUGCCAAUCUGGCCCACUAAGAAAUGCAAAAAGAAUAUGUUUUUACUGUGGAUCAUUCUUAGUUGGUAGUUAUUCAGCUUCUUGAUUUUGAGAGACAUUUAUGAAUAAUUGCUAAAAUAUUCAUUGUUAUCUUAUUCUAUAUCUCUCAUACUUUUUGCAUCUUCCUUAUGGAAUCCACUCAUUGUAUAUCUCCAAUAUAACUGUGCUAAACUUUGAUCUGAAUCUUUUAUUAUCAAAGGAUAAAAACUGAUACGAGCAUCCCAAGGGGGGCGCAAGAUGCAGCCACACCCUUGUACAAUUAAAGCUGAAACUGAAAAUUACAACACAGCCCAAAAAAAGAGCAUCCCUAGCAGCCCCUUGUUUGGCUAAUAAAUAUGCCAUUGCAUUAGCAGACCUGUUCAUCCAUUGUUUCCUGAUAGUCAUAUGCAAAGUCAGCCACUUAAUUUUCUUUAGCGGAUCCCUAUACUUCCAAGUAACAGAAUCCUGCUCCUGCAACCACCCCAAAGCCACCUGAGAAGAAUCACCCUCUAUGACUAAGUUGUUCAUCCCAAGUUGAUUUGCAAUCUGAAUACCCACGGGCCCUGAAAACAAAGACAAGAGAAGCCUACUGCCUACCCCAGACAAGCCGGGAUUAUCCUGAUUGCUCCCAUCAAAAUUCACUUUUAUAAACCCUUCCAAAGGUGGAGCCCAAGCUGUAAUGGACCUGCUUCUUCCUGUAGAACUAUUUGCCACUUCCAACUAGUUCCCCCAGAGGUCAUCAAAAGUGAAAAACUGAAAGGAGUUCAGGGUUUUCAACCAAUGUAUUGCCCUUGUUAGGAUGUUCUGUUUUAAAUAUUUUGAUUACUUAGCAUCUAAUGCACUGGUGAAUUUGUUCAAAUUCUCAAAUUAGGCAUUUUGUUAAUUGCAUACAUCAGAUACACCUGUGUAUGUGUGUAGUUGGCAUCUUCCCUUUAUGGAUCAAAUAUCAGAUACAACCUUGUUCCCUUCCGUUGUGGAUCAUUUGUAUUCAUUGAUCACCAUCAGGAUAUUGAUUAUCCCCUGAUUUCUAUUUUGUCUAAAUGUUUUGGUUUCUUGUCUUUUGUGUGCUGAAAAAUCGCAGAAGAUUGAUAUUUAUAAGAAAGUAAAAAAAGGAAUACUGAAGAAAAAGAUUAUAAAGAUACAACCAACCCUAAACCCGAUCAAGGCUGACCCAACCCUAAUAGGAUUGGGUCAAUGCAUGUUUACCACUUAACCCGACCCACUAAUAUCUGUAAUUGUUAUAAAUAUGUGAUCGUUUUACCUAUGAGCUCUUCAAUCUGAUAUAACUUGUGCAAGUUUUCCUCAUCUUAGUUCUACCAUGGUGCUUUUAAGCUACAAAUGUGGGCUCCUUGUUGACAUACCUGUGUGGUGAGGUUCUGCUUCUAGUUUGUUGAGAAAGUAACCAACUAGGUUGUUUGAACUCACACCAAGAAUUAUAUAUGCUUUGUAUUACACCUGUUUGUAUAUGUCUUCUUUGUUUAGUGUUCUAUGUGCUGUUGCUUAAUUUUUCUUGUCCAUAUUAAAGAUAAAAUUAAUCUGUAGCAGAAUGGUUUUGAUGUAUGCCUUUUCUAACCUGUAGCAAAAUUGUUUUGAUGCAUACCUUCUGUGUUUGUUGUUCUUAUGUUUGGUCUAUGUUCUUUUUUCCUAUGUGCUGCUGUCUGAUUGGAUUUUACUUAAUUGUGUAUACAUACAUUUAACCUCUAUCAGAACUGUUUUGAUGUAUGCCUUGCCUGUUUACAAGGCUUUUGAUCUUUUCCCCCACUUUGCUGUAAGCAGAACCUCCUUCUCUGAAUCUCACUGAAUGCUCCUAGUGUCAUUGAGAUGUAUUACUCGGUGGUGAAGCGCCUUUUUGUGCUUCCAUCCUAUAUCAAUAAUACAAAUCGACGUUUUGUUUUCUCUCCUAUCAUCACUAGCAACUAUUCUCAUUUCUCCACAGACUCCAAUACUCAACCUUUAUCUCCCCCAAAUCCUAAUAAUCAUCAAUUACACCCUGAAAUCAAGGCUUCAUCAUCAUCAUCAACAACAGAAGAAGGUGCACCAAGUCCUCACUAUGAGACCCACAGCUCAAAAGAAGAGCAAAGGCAGAGAGUUGAAUACCAAGAUGAGCAGGCCUGUGUCCUUCGAGCUUCCCUUCAUCAUGUGGUUAGGUUGGGAUGGACUGAAACAGCCAUGAUUAAAGGGGCAAGGGAUGUUGGGCUGUCUCCUUCUAUUAUUGGAUCUUUCCCCAGAAAAGAAGCUGCACUCGUAGAGUUGCUGGAAAUAAAAGAGAGUUGAGGAGGUGAACAUAGUUGAAGCAGAGAAUGCGGAAAAGUAAAAGAAAAAACUGUAGAAUUGUAAGAGAGAAUGAUGUAAACUUGUUUUGUUUUUAAACUCUGAUGUUAGUCCCCGCUUCAUUUUUAGCCAAUAAAUUUGUACAUGUGUAAA
Molecule: messenger RNA, 2747 nt
Organism: Nelumbo nucifera (sacred lotus)
Lineage: Eukaryota; Viridiplantae; Streptophyta; Magnoliopsida; Proteales; Nelumbonaceae
Source: RefSeq, a predicted model, not a curated record